This is a messenger RNA of Lycium barbarum (goji berry), 1882 nucleotides long. RefSeq names its product mitochondrial inner membrane protein OXA1-like. Gene Ontology annotation, biological process: mitochondrial respiratory chain complex IV assembly; protein insertion into mitochondrial inner membrane from matrix. The transcript has 10 exons. Gene Ontology annotation, molecular function: membrane insertase activity. The record is from RefSeq and is a predicted model, not a curated record. Gene Ontology annotation, cellular component: mitochondrial inner membrane. NCBI's taxonomy places the organism in Eukaryota, Viridiplantae, Streptophyta, Magnoliopsida, Solanales, Solanaceae. The coding region runs from base 156 to 1439 and encodes 427 amino acids.
ACCUUAACGGGUCAACCAAAAACACUGUCUGAAAACAAAGAAAACGAUUCAAGAAUUCGCUUCUCUGCAUUUUUUUUUUUUACUUCAUAAAACCCAAUAAACCCUUCAUUCAUUCACCUUCUUGAGUCACAUAUCUACUGAAGAAAAUCUAUAGAAUGGCUUAUUGGCGCAGCAUAACAACGCGAGCGAAGCUUCUUUAUCAGCAACAGAGAGCUACCCCUGCAUUUUCUUACUUUCAUAAGGAUGAUGAUGAUUGUAAAAGCCUGGAACCCAUUUUUGGAAAUUCAGGAAUUCCCAGUUUUUCCCAAUCCCGUUGCAUGGUAAGUGCAAGUGGAGUUAACAGCUUCAUUGGCUCAAGAAAUCCAUAUCAAGACAGGAGGUUUUGUGCUUCAGCCCUUAUGAAUCCGAUGAGUUAUGGGUCCAUUUCGACCCGGAAUAUGUCAACUGAUAUUGGUGGUGGAGCAGAUAAAAUAGAAUACAUGAGUGAUGUUGCUGAAGUAUUUGCUGAUAAGGCUGUGGAGGCUGUAGUUUCUCAAGCUCCAGCUGUGAACGAGGUGGCAAUUGCUGCUGCUGAUUGUUUUUUUCCGGUGAAGGCACUGAUGUAUUUGAUGGAUUAUGUUCAUGUAUUUACUGGGCUUGAAUGGUGGGGAUCCAUAAUUGCGACAAGUAUUAUUAUUCGGUUGUUGACUCUUCCAUUUAUGAUUAAUCAGCUGAAGGCUACCUCAAAACUUACGCUUAUAAGACCAAAGUUGGAAGAGAUUAAAGAAGAGAUGCAAAAUAAGGGUCAUGCGCCAGAGGCAGUUGCUGAAGGUCAACAAAGAAUGCAAGAAAUAAUGAGGGAAUAUGGAGUUAAUUCAUUCACUCCCUUAAAGGGACUACUAAUACAAGGCCCGAUCUUUGUCAGUUUUUUUAUGGCUAUUAGGAACAUGGUGGACAAUGUGCCUUCUCUCAAAACGGGUGGAGCAUUUUGGUUUACUGAUCUAAGUACUCCAGAUGCUAUGUAUAUCCUUCCAGUUUUGACGGCUUUGACAUUCUGGAUAACGGUGGAUUGCAAUGCUCAAGAAGGAUUGGAGGGAAAUCCUGCUGCUAAAACCAUAAAAAAUGUUUCACAGGGUUUUGCUGGGCUUACUAUCCCAUUAACUGCUAGUUUUCCUAAGGCGAUAUUUUGUUACUGGAUAACCUCAAAUCUUUUUUCACUCUCCUAUGGUUUGGUGAUAAAAAAUCACGCGGUCAAGAAGGCACUGGGUGUUCCUAUAAUACCUGCCAGUCCUCCAUCAAAACAAAAACCGGGGCAACCGGCGGUCCCUUUUUUCGAAAUGCGUGAGAAAUAUAGAGCAGCACAAAAGCACAUGGCAGAACAGCAGCAUGCAGCAAAGCAGAACGCAGCAGCAUCACAGCAACCGGCUUUAUCGUCGCCUCCUGUGGAAGAAACAUCAUGACCUACGAGUCAACAAGUACCAGCAUCAUCGGUUCUUAGUCAAAGGAUCAGAAGUUUAGAGAAAGAAGUGAAAGGAAGAAAGAAGAACAAGAAGAGGUAAUAAUACGAGGGAUAUAGGUAAAAACUCGACUGCUAGUUGUAGGUUAUCGCUAGUGCAUAUACACAGUUAAAAGCUGUAUUUGUUGAAAUAAUCGGAGCAGAGAAGCUCAAUGAUUUUAGGCAAUUUUGCGCGUUUGCACCCUCGAUAGUUUUGGGAGUAGGCAAGUUUUUGAGACCAUAAUGUCUUUAUUUCUCCUCAUCAGACAUAAUUGAAGAAUUGUACCUUUAGAGAGCUUGUAAUGUUAUGCCUUAUUUCUGUAAUUGGCAGAUGUCUCCAAGGCUACAUGCAAUUGUGAGGCAAAAUUAAUACUCUAAUGCUAAUUUGUUGAAACUUCGCUGCAAAAA